Messenger RNA from Kluyveromyces lactis, 816 nucleotides. It is a transcript of the gene SHB17, whose product is annotated as sedoheptulose-bisphosphatase. The coding region runs from base 1 to 816 and encodes 271 amino acids. The record is from RefSeq and is a predicted model, not a curated record. Gene Ontology annotation, molecular function: sedoheptulose-bisphosphatase activity. Gene Ontology annotation, biological process: ribose phosphate biosynthetic process. The transcript has a single exon. Lineage: Eukaryota; Fungi; Ascomycota; Saccharomycetes; Saccharomycetales; Saccharomycetaceae.
AUGUCUAAAGUUACUCCCCGUUGUAUUAUCGUCCGUCAUGGACAAACUGAAUGGUCAAAAUCCGGUCAAUAUACCGGAUUAACUGAUAUUCCGUUGACUCCAUAUGGUGUUGAACAGAUGAGAAGAACUGGUAAAUGCGUCUUUGGUAACAAGUUCAUUGACCCAAACCAUAUCACAUACAUUUUCACUUCUCCUCGUCAACGUGCUAGAAAGACUGUUGAUUUAAUUUUGGAAUCCCUUACUGAAGAACAACGUUCAAAGAUCAGAAUCGUAGUCGAUAACGAUCUAAGAGAAUGGGAAUAUGGUGAUUACGAGGGUCUGUUGACCCAUGAAAUUGUCAAAUUGAGAAAAUCCCGUGGUUUGGAUCAAGAAAGGCCUUGGAACAUCUGGCGUGAUGGUUGUGAAAACGGUGAAAGCACCAAGCAAAUCGGUUGUAGACUUUCCCGUGUCAUUUCCAGAAUUCAAAACCUACAUCGCCAACAACAGAAAGACGGAGUACCAAGUGAUAUCUUGGUGUUUGCACAUGGCCAUGCAUUACGUUAUUUCGCAUCCUUGUGGAUCAAACAUGGAUUAGAAGAAAAAUAUGAACCAUCAUUCGAUCCACCAAAACCUACUUAUAACGAUGAGACUGUUCCUAAUGUAACAAUGGAAAAGUACAGAUACUUGGUUGAUAAUCCAAACUUCUUGUUGGAUGCUGGUGGUAUGGGAGUUCUUUCUUAUGCACACCAUAAUAUUGACGAACCUGCUCUAGCGUUGGCCGGAACAUUUAUUGCCCCACCAGAGGAAGAAUCUCAACAUGAACCGGUAGUUGAAUAA